Molecule: messenger RNA, 393 nt
Organism: Homarus americanus (American lobster)
Lineage: Eukaryota; Metazoa; Arthropoda; Malacostraca; Decapoda; Nephropidae
Source: RefSeq, a predicted model, not a curated record
CGGCUACUGAGUGCAUGUAACUCUGGCAAACCAGUAAAUGAAUUUAUGAAAGAAUGUUAUAUGAGAGAUGUGAUUUAUGGAGUUGCAAAUGCUUGGCAGUCAGUAGAAUCAUCAACAUUGAAAAACGGAUGGCAUUUGUGGCCAGCUUUAUUGUUCAGUUCUGCACCUGGUGAGGAAAUUGGAAAUGAAUUUACGGGAUUUAGGGUUUCAAGUCAAAAUCAGAUUGUACGUGAACUGCUUUCUUAUGCUCAAGAUCUCGGUAAUCCUACUGCGAAGGAAGCUGCAUCGAGGCUGGAUGCAGAUAACAUUAACGAGUGGAUGGGUGUUGAUGAUGAUGAAUCAACUGUUCAUCAUUAUACUGACGUUGAAAUUGUUCAGAUGGUUGUAAAUCCA